AUGUAUAUUACAGACGAGAGUAUACCAGCAGACGACACUGUCCACGGCAACCUUCUUGAAAUGUCAAGAAUGUUCAAGAAGGGAUAUGAGCUAAAAGAAGUCAACAGUAAAGCGAAAGAAAAGGCAGAAAGUCUCUUCUUAAAGCACAGUAUGGUGGUCAUUGUUGGACCAACUGAAAGUGGAAAAACGAGCCUUUCAUUUAAGUUGUUGUCCUCGUACGACCUCAGCAAUGGAGAAGAUAAUUUUCUCGUUAUCUCUAACCCAUGCGAGUUGAAGUAUAUCAAGUUCUCGUUACGUCCGGUUAUCAUAAUCAAAAUUUAUGAACAAGCGAGUAAUUUGUACAGUCAGUUUGACAGACUGUAUGCAGCGGUAAAGGCACGCCAGGUAGCCGUUAUCACAACUAUAGGGUUGAAGACGUUUCAAAUGAUGCCGGCAAAUAUGCUGUCACAUCCAGUCUUAGAGCAUGUUGUGCGCAUGCCAGGAAGUGAAGGUUUGAAUGAAGGAGUACCCGAAAAAAGAAUGAAAAUUGUUGAUAGAAAAAUUGAGCGAAUGAAAGGUAAAACAUAUUCAUUUAUUACACUUAUUGUAAACAAAUAUAAAUAGUAUGACUUAUUAUAAUUUAUUUAUGUUUGUUUAAAGUCACAGCGACAUCCGUGGCAAAACGUCUUCAUGUUUUCAAAAGCUUAGUACUCGAACUUUGCUGGACAGGUUACCUUUUUGAAAGAGGCAAAAUUUCCCUAGACGUAAGUGACAAGAAGUAAGAAACACAGGGCAUUUAAAGACGUUUUCGGUAGUUUUUUUGUGCGCAUCG
Messenger RNA from Ruditapes philippinarum (Manila clam), 811 nucleotides. RefSeq lists its product as uncharacterized. Bases 1 to 603 code for a protein of 200 amino acids. NCBI's taxonomy places the organism in Eukaryota, Metazoa, Mollusca, Bivalvia, Venerida, Veneridae. The record is from RefSeq and is a predicted model, not a curated record. The transcript is spliced from 3 exons.